Zophobas morio is the source of this 1409-nucleotide messenger RNA. Its product is annotated as phenoloxidase-activating factor 2-like. The record is from RefSeq and is a predicted model, not a curated record. The coding region runs from base 122 to 1201 and encodes 359 amino acids. Gene Ontology annotation, molecular function: serine-type endopeptidase activity. NCBI's taxonomy places the organism in Eukaryota, Metazoa, Arthropoda, Insecta, Coleoptera, Tenebrionidae. The transcript has 3 exons. Gene Ontology annotation, biological process: proteolysis.
CGUUCGUUAAAAAUUGAGACUUUAUCUGAGUCAACGUUAUUUCCAUUUCUACUUCCAUAAAUGUAAGACGUGGACAUGUUGUAACCUUCUCUUCAUUUUUCCCACUACAUUGAUAAGAACGAUGUCACCCUCUGUCUUCACACUGAUCUGCUCUUUUGUGUUGUUUUCUGUCCUCUGUGGCCAUAUCAACACCCAAAACACCGACUGCGAAUGCGUACCCUACUACCUCUGCGACAACGGUACCAUCAACACCAACGGAGAGAACGUCAUCGACAUCAGAAUCCGAGAAGACGACUGCACGUACCUCGAAAUCUGCUGCCAAGCCAAAGACGUCCUGGAGGAACCCUCAAUUCGAGCCCCUGACAUCCCCAAAAAAAAGGCCUGUGGGUACAGAAACCCAGAUGGAGUCGGGUACCGCAUCAGCGGUGAUUUCGACAACGAAGCGCAGUUCGGGGAAUUCCCGUGGGUCACCGCCAUCCUACACAAAGGCCCAAACGAUGUCAAGCACGCCUACAAGUGCGGCGGUACUCUGAUCCACCCCCAGGUGGUACUCACCACCGCCCAUUGCAUCGCCAACGGGAACAGUUUCGUGGUUCGCGUCGGCGAGUGGGAUACCAAGACAACCCAGGAGUUUUUGAAGCACCAGGAGAGGAAGGUGGUUUCUGCGGUACUACACCGGGACUACAAACCCAGGUUGUUGCACAACGACAUGGCGUUGCUGUUUCUGGAGUCCCCGGUUAACCUCACCGAGCACAUUAAUGUAGCGUGUUUGCCCCCGAAGGACAGCGUGGUUCUUUCUAGUGAAUGUUUCGUGAGUGGGUGGGGUAAAGACAAGUUUGAGAGCGACGGGGUUUAUCAGAAUAUUUUGAAGAAGAUUGAGUUGCCGGUGGUGGAGAGGGGGAAAUGUCAGAGGGACUUUAGGAAGACGAGGUUGGGGAGGCAUUUUGCGCUGCAUAGGAGUUUUAUGUGUGCUGGGGGGCAGGAGGGGAAGGAUGCGUGUACUGGAGAUGGGGGGGCACCGCUGGUGUGUCCGAUACCGGAUCAGGAGGAUAGGUAUCAGGUGGUUGGGAUGGUGGCGUGGGGGAUUGGAUGCGGUACUGAAGGAGUACCAGGGGCUUAUGCGGAUGUGGCGUACCUUAGGAAUUGGGUGGAUGAGCAGAUGAACAAGAGGAAAUAUGGGGUGGAUUCGUAUCGGUUUUAGUUUUUUGAGGCUAUGUAUUAUAAUAGGUUUGAAUAAAGAAGAUUAAUAUAAAUUGUGUAUAUUGGUAUAUGUAAUUAAUAUUAUCAGAUCACCGGAAAUUCCGCGAAAUUAAACAUUUAGUAUCUCUCAGCUGAGUGAACUUUCCUAUUGAUAACCAUCUAUUAUUAGAAUAUUAAUUUGUACUUUCUGAAAUAAACUUUCAAAAUAG